AUGUCAGAUGGCUAUACUGUCAAACAAGAAGCGAUUGGAGAUGACGCCCCUGAGCCGGCCAGGGUGAUGGCGAAUGGGGUGAAUGGUGUUGCGAGUGGGAGUGGGGUGAAUGGGGAUGGGCAGAGGUUGUUCAAGAGGGAAGAUGCGUGGACGCCUACGCCUACUGCGAGAGGGUCGGCGACUCCGACAUCAUAUACCUCCACUCCUUCCCGCCACUACGCUCCACCGCCACCACAAAGUCAGCAAAAUCAACAACAGAAACCCGUCCAAGCUACACCGAAAGCGUUCCCCGGUCAAGUCGACGCCGAGCAGGGGAGCAGUACGGGAGGGAGUGGCUGGGAGAAGCAAUUAGCAGGGAGGAAGAGGAAGUGGGGUGUUAUGGGCUUUGGAAAGGACGAGCAGGAGGCUUUGGCCGACUCUUGGACAUCGCUGCAUCUGGCUGUAGAGUUGGAUCAGGAUGCGACCCUCAACCCACCACCACCAACACGAUUUACAUCAGUAGAGGACGCGGUUCAGAGAUUAUUGCCGUAUCACAUCUGGCAGGUGCAUGACGAGGAACUGAAUACGUGGGACAAGGCGGAUGUAGCGAGAGAAACAAAAGAAGCAUCCGAGCUGUUACUACGGUUGAAGAAUAUAAAAUCGCGAUUCGCCAAAGCACUCCUCCGCGAAGACGACCGCCCGGCCCCCCUGCCCUCCGCUAUCAAUUUCCUCCAAACCUCCCAUUCCGCCGUGCGCGACCAAGUCUCAUACUUGCAGUCCAACCUCCGGCACUCAAAACAACAGUGGUCGUACUUGGACCAGGAGCAAAGACGGGUGGCAGAAGUAAGGAGGAAGGCGAGGGAAGAUGAAGAGGCGAUGAAGAGGGUGGUGGGGAUGGCUAUGCAGGAGGCUGUGAGACCUUUGGGGCCGGGAAGUGGGGGGACAGUGUCCAGACCGUCGAUACCGGCGCAACAAGCCCGUCCGCCUAUACAAGAGUCUCCGACGAAACGUACUCGAGGCAGACCACCAGGGACAGGCAGGCUUCAGCUCGCCGCGAGCUCGGGGUCAAAUCUCCAAGCUGUUGCCAGUCCGAAUGGGAACCCGAUUCGCUCUGCAGCAGGGUCGCCCGGCAGUGCGACUGGAGCCAUGACGCCUGGGGGACGGACGGGUACGCCUACGCCUGGGGUGAAUGGGGCGGGUACGCCGGGGAGACCGCCGCCACCGCCUCAGGGGCCUGUUUCUUUGACCAUCAACAUAUCAUUACUCCCCCAACUGGUCAGUAUUGGCCUGAUCCCUUCCACUCCCGUCCAAGCCACGCCAGCUGCCAGUUCACAGAAAUGGCCGGCUACCAUUAUCAAAACGUUGGAUGACAAGAAGAGCGUCCAAGUCUCCAUCAAUCUUGGACUCUGUACGAAACCCCAACUACUGAGUCUGGCCAAGAUAUUGAACGUAAAAGGUUCAACGCCUUCUGCACCUUCGACUCCCAGUUCGACGGCGGGUGCUGGGCCGUCGCAAUGA
Cryptococcus wingfieldii CBS 7118 is the source of this 1497-nucleotide messenger RNA. RefSeq lists its product as hypothetical. NCBI's taxonomy places the organism in Eukaryota, Fungi, Basidiomycota, Tremellomycetes, Tremellales, Cryptococcaceae. The transcript has 5 exons. The coding region runs from base 1 to 1497 and encodes 498 amino acids. The record is from RefSeq and is a predicted model, not a curated record.